CGUUAUUUUUCGCUGUCACAACAAAAUAUUUUUACAUCGGAAUGGACAAAAAUACAUUUUUAUUUUCUUCGCCUGAGUAUUUGAGAUGUCGCACAAUUCGUAGCUUUUGACUACGAGAAAAUAUUAUAAAAUCGCUAAGAGUUCCGAUAAAAGUUUAGUUACAAGUUGAAAUUUGUUUCAAAAUAAAGCAACCACACGUCAAAAGACCAAUUUUGUGUUUACAAUUUUCCAUUUAUUAUUGUUCAUUGUUCGAAGUUAAAUUUGAUUGAUUAAUUGGUUGAAAUAAAUUAUAAACCAUGCCACCGAGCCGCUUAGACGCUCUGUAUCGUCGUAUGCUAAUCACCAAGUUUUUCGAAAAAGGAUGGGGUGAACCGGAGAAUUUAAAGAGGUUAUUUGAAUUUAGAAAAAUUGUUUCAAACCGUGAGCUAUGUUACAAGCUUAUACCUCCGGAUUAUCCAGUUGAAAUAACAAAGGAAGAAAAAAACGCAGACUUCCACAUCAUCGAAGGAAAGUUCCUGACACCGUUAGAGUUAUACUUACCGGGAUUGGUGCCCAAGGCCGCUCAAGAUGCUCACUUUCAAAUGCUGUUGCCACUUCGAUGGCCCGACGAAAAUUUCAAACCCGUUUGCGUUCAUUUCGCUGGAACCGGUGAUCAUUUCUUCUGGCGACGACGUAAUUUCAUUGCUAAGCCCCUACUACGAGAAGCUGGCAUCGGUGCCAUAUUAUUGGAAAAUCCUUUCUACGGUCUACGUAAGCCGAAGGAACAGACACGAUCGAAUCUGAACAACGUCAGCGAUAUAUUUGUCAUGGGUGGUUGCCUCGUCCUCGAAAACUUAGUUCUGUUGCAUUUUUGCGAGAAAAUGGGCUUGGGGCCGCUCGGAGUCACUGGGUUGUCUAUGGGCGGACACAUGGCUUCGCUAAGCGCUACAAAUUGGCCGAAGCCUUUGGUACUGGUGCCAUGUUUGUCAUGGUCGACGGCAUCAUCCGUGUUCACAGAGGGUGUGAUGAGUCAGUCAAUAAAUUGGGAUCGACUAGAAACGCAAUACUAUGCCGACGGACAUUAUCGUGAAAGACUAGCCAAAAUGGUAACAAUUGUCGAUGACGCAUUCGUAGCCGGUCAACAUUUUGUUCAGCAUUUCAACGAAUCGAUGAAAGAACUGCAAAAGGACAUAAAGUCAGUGAACAACAUUGGCGUUGACAUUAGACAGGCGGCAACACAUCCCACAUUUACGGAAGAGAAAAACUCGUUCAACCUAUCCGAUCCACUGCUGGAGAAGCUACAAUCAGUCGACAAUCCCAUCAAUCUAUCAGCCACCGAAGUGGAGGAAUUGAACAAGAAGAUGUUAAUCGCCCAAGGUAAAGAAACGUCACCACCAAGUCCGUCCGUGCCGGAAAUAUCCACCGAAAACUAUGUGAACGAUACGAUUCGAAGUGCUGGCAAUGCCAUAUCAUCGGUGACGACAAAACUCAUGGGACUCAUACAGCCCGAUGAUGACACGGUGAAGCACACUCCCAUCGACAUAACGAAAACGAAUUGGUGGGAACGUGAGGCGUUACAAUUCAUGAGAGGCGUUAUGGAUGAAUGCACCCAUUUGAAGAAUUUCUCCGUACCCUAUGACACAACGCUAAUAACGGCCAUUUGUGCGAAAGACGAUGCAUACGUUCCGAGAGACGGUUGCACAAGUUUGGAGGAAAUUUGGCCCGGUGCAGAGGUCAAGUAUUUGGAUGCAGGACACGUCAGUGCAUAUGUUUUGCAUCAGAAACUAUUCAGAUCGAGCAUAAUCGAGAAUUUCGAACGUGCCAAGCAAAAGUACAAUCCACUGAAAACAAUCAACGUGCCACAAACAACAGUCACAUUCGAUGAGCUGCAUAGCCGUUACAGAGAAGCCAAUCGAAAAGAUCCGACCCAUUGAUACCGAUGAUCGUUUCGACGUCGUUUUUAUUAUUCGAACGGAACACACAUUUUCGUGUAAGAUAAGUGCUAACAUCAAUUGGAGUUGAUGGUGUGGAUAGCGCGCCUCUUCUCUUCUUAUUCAAUGUUUCACAUUUGCGAUGUGUUCGUUGUGGGUGGAUGUUACGCACAGUGAAUGUACAUAUAUAGGAAAUGUUUUGUUUUUUUGUGAUACUUUACACUGGUACGAUGUGCAUAAUUGUGCACUGUACCAACCACUACAAUAAUUUAGCUAAUUCAAUUUUUGCAAUUUUUUCGAUGGAAAAGAGUACUGAGAGAGUUAGAGUCAGUUUGUUAGAGAGAAAUAAGUGUAGACUGUACGACGUGUAUUUUGUAAAUUUGCAUUUCAUUUCAAAGUAGUUAGCGGUCUUCACUGACAAGACCAUUGAAUGGAAUUAAAAAUUUUCAUUUUUGAAAA
Bradysia coprophila is the source of this 2369-nucleotide messenger RNA. RefSeq names its product protein ABHD18. The record is from RefSeq and is a predicted model, not a curated record. NCBI's taxonomy places the organism in Eukaryota, Metazoa, Arthropoda, Insecta, Diptera, Sciaridae.